Caenorhabditis remanei is the source of this 1074-nucleotide messenger RNA. RefSeq lists its product as uncharacterized. Gene Ontology annotation, biological process: mitochondrial transmembrane transport. The transcript is spliced from 5 exons. The record is from RefSeq and is a predicted model, not a curated record. Lineage: Eukaryota; Metazoa; Nematoda; Chromadorea; Rhabditida; Rhabditidae. Bases 1 to 1074 code for a protein of 357 amino acids.
AUGCCAUCUCCAUGUGAAAACAGUGGAGUCGCCAACUGUUCCCGAGCUGGACCAUGCGCAAAAAAAGUGGAAUGUUGUCAGAAGCAGUUGACAGUCGGGGUGAUGCAACAAGUCACCGCAAGCUCGUCUGGUGCAAUCGUCACGUCGCUUUUCAUGACACCCCUCGACGUUGUGAAAAUCCGUCUACAACAACAGUCCCGCCCAUUUCCAAAAGGAGAAUGUUUCUACUAUCACAAUGGAUUGAUGGACGUCGUCUGCGAGGCGUGUGAAGUCAGAAAACCAUGCGAAUGGUAUCAACGGCCUGGAAAUUUCCGUGGAAUGGCUGAUGCAAUGGUUAAAAUCGCGAGGCACGAGGGGAUUCGAUCGUUGUGGAGUGGGUUGGCGCCGACGAUGGUGAUGGCGCUGCCGGCGACUGUGUUCUAUUUUACAACUUAUGAUAAUUUGUCGGUUUGGUUGAAGAAGAAAAUGUGCUGCCGUCGUGCGUUCUCCCCCGAUAAAUGGACGCCUCCUGAUUGGACAGCAGCCGCCGCAGCUGGAAUUGCAGCCAGAACAAUUGCAGUGACAGUAGUCAGUCCGAUCGAAAUGGUACGGACAAAAAUGCAAAGUCAGCGAUUGACUUAUCAUGAAAUCGGUCACCUGAUAAAACACUCAUGGGCAACGAAAGGAAUCUCCAGUUUCUAUUUGGGAUGGACACCCACUAUGCUUCGAGACAUCCCAUUCUCCGGAAUCUAUUGGGCUGGAUACGACUGGUUCAAGACUCGUCUCACACGUCAUCAAGGACCCGAUCACUCACCGUUCGUCGUCUCAUUUGUCAGUGGAGCGGCUGCUGGAAGUCUGGCUUCUGUAUUCACGCAUCCAUUCGACGUCAUCAAAACGAAUUGUCAGAUUCGAAUCGGAGGCACUGCCGAUGAUAUGAAUAAAUCGAUUGCCACGGUGAUUCGAGAGAUGUAUCACCAACGGGGAAUUUCGGCGUUCUCUGCAGGUCUACUUCCCCGCAUCGUCAAAGUGUCCCCAGCGUGUGCUAUCAUGAUCAGCUUCUACGAAUACUUUAAAUAUUUGUUCCAAAAACACUGA